UUUGGGAGUCGGACAAGCAUCGUCGCUCUGAUCGCUCUGAGCACGCGACUCUCCCUUCAGACAAGUUUUCUCAUGCAUAAGAAGAAUUGCAAAUGCUCCAGAGAGACUUCAGAAAGUUUCUCCAGCAUGACUUAUCUGCUCAACGAACGGAUCUGCGCGUUAUUCCGCAGUAACUGGCAGCAUACUCUUACAUACUGGAGUGUUUUCUUCAGUUUUGGACUGUGUGUCGCUUUUUUGGGUCCGACCAUCCUGGACCUGAGGUGUCAAACUCAGUCCACUUUACAGGAGAUCACUCUGGUCUUCUUUUCCCAGCAGUUUUUCCUCUUUCUUGGAAGCACAAUUGGAGGAUUCUUCAGUAAAACGCUUGUAAGUUCGCUGUCAUCUCUGGCCGUAUCCACCCUCAUUAUCUCUGUGGUUUUUGCCAUCAUCCCAUUAUGCCGCGAGCUUCUCAUGUUGGCGUUUGCCAUGGCAGUGUCUGGUCUUGCCAUGGGCAUCAUCGACACCAUCUCUAACCUGCAGCUGGUCAAGAUCUACCAGAAAGACUCCACCGUUUUCCUGCAGGCUCUCCACUUUUUUGUGGGUCUCGGGGCGUUAGUGAGUCCCCUUAUUGCUGACCCUUUUCUGUCUGACACCAGCUGUGUGAUCGGCAACAGCAGCGUCAACACAACAUCAUUAGAAGAUCUGAGGAACAAGCUGGCGGGCAGACAUGUGCACAACGUGUCCAACGUCCACCUUCACACCGACGGAGAGGUGGUGACCAACGUCUCCUACGCCUUCUGGAUCAUGGCUAUCAUCAAUCUUCCAGUGCCCAUCGCGAUAUUCGUCCUGAUAUAUCGAGAGCGGUUGUUCAUGUGUGGAUCAGACCCCAGUCGACGUUUACUAGACGGAGACGUGUUGGCAAUAAAACCCCGGGGAACAUCCAUCCUGGCAGAAGACACCGGCCAGAAAGAGACAUCCAACAGUCACGCAGACUUGUUCAGCUGCUGUCUGCUUGGCAAAGCACACAGUUUCCCGCUGUCUUUCUUCGGGAUCCACGUCCUCGGGGGUCUGGUGCUCUUCUUUUCUGAUGGUAUAGUGGGCUCAUACACCGGCUUUGUGUACACGUAUGCAGUGGCGCCCCCUAUGAAUCUGCCUCACAAGACCGCCGGAUAUUUGACUUGCAUCUUCUGGGCUGCGAUCACCACCGGCCGACUGUCUGCUAUUCCUCUGUCCUACCGCUUCAAACCCGUCCGGCUGCUCAUCGUCAGUCAGGUGGGAGUGAUCGUCACAGUUCUUCUGCUGCUCAUCUUCUCCAACAGCAGUGUUUUUCUCUUCAUCGGCACCUGCUGUCUCGGCCUGUUUAUAAGCAGUAUCUUCCCCUGCAUGCUGGCGCUCACUGAAGACAUCCUGGAGUAUAAAGGCUGUGCCACCACGGUGCUGGUGACCAGUGCAGGAAUGGGCGAGAUGGUGCUCCAGGUGCUCGUGGGUUCGGUGAUGCACAGUCGGGGCAGCUUCAGUUUCCUGCUGUGUGGGAUGAUCUUCGGCUGCCUGGGAUUCACUUUCUUCACUUUUCUCUACUUCGUCCAGCAGAGUCAUAAAAGCUAUACGGAAGCUUUGCCCGGUAACUCUCCUGUGGAACGACAUGAGGAAAAUGGGAUCAAGACCUGCUCUGCUGCGGUCCUGAACUCAUGGGACACGCCAGAGCACAAAACAUCCCUGGAUCCAUAACAGUGGAAGAAGAUUGAUGAAAAUAUGACCGGUGCAAAGGGACCAUGGUGUCGAUGACUCAGGGAGAAAAGCAAUAAUAUUCUCGGAUAAUUACGCAAUUCGUUGACAAUCUACAUAGCUGACCGUCACCGAGUGUUAAAACGUAUGAGAUCUUGAACUAAAGGUUUAUUUUUGUAUUUAAAUAUAUUUUGCUGAACGGAUGAAUGUGCACAAAUGUGUCGCGAUUUUGUAAUUUUCAAUGUCAUGUGGUUAUGUGCAAUACAGUAACUUUUCUAACAA
This is a messenger RNA of Danio rerio (zebrafish), 1986 nucleotides long. It is a transcript of the gene slc60a1a, whose product is annotated as solute carrier family 60 member 1a. Lineage: Eukaryota; Metazoa; Chordata; Actinopteri; Cypriniformes; Danionidae. The record is from RefSeq and is marked validated.